GAGUGGGGCCCCCCCCACCUUCGCUGUCCGGGUGCAUCGUCGUCAUGGCAACAGGGCCGCUCCUCGACACCCACGCCGAUCACCCCGAUUCUCUCGCUGUGAAAGCCAGAGAGGGGGAGAAAAAAAAAAAAGCGAGUGAGCGAGAGCUACUCCUCCUCCUCCUCCAUCAGCUUCCUCUUCAUUUUCCCAUCAGUCAUCAAGAUGGAGAACAAGUCGCUGUUCUGCUGGUUGUCUCCUUCCAUUAUGCGCUCUCGUGGGCGUGGCCUGUCAUCCGCAUGGUCGAUCACGCCUGUGCGUUUACGCUAAGAUCACACCAGGAUGGGCCGACCAGUUCCCACAAUAGCGUCUGAAGGUCUCCCCGCCGCCGUCCGCCCGAAACGUCCCCAGCGCCUCCCGGACGUCCAGAACGCAGAUCGACCCCGUCCGAGUGGACCGGAUUGGAAGCAGAUCGGAAGCCUGAAGCAGGAACGCCGUCAGGCUCGGGAACAGAUCGUGCUUUGGAAAAGUUGGAUGGGAGUGCUGCCAAUAGCCACAUGCCUCUGAGUCCGGCUGCUGACGCCAAACAUGAUCGCCCACGCCAACAGGCGGUUACUAACGGCAACCCGACAGGCUCUCCCGUCGCCCGGGACGACGACGCGGAUGACGCGCCCUCUGGAAACAGCAUCGUGGUCCGCAUCGGCAUCCCGGACCUGCAGCAGACGGUAACACACGCGCUAGCUAGCACGCUUCCGGGGCAACCAGGAGGAAGUGCCGGCCGGCCGGGCCAAAGUGAGCAAGUGUGGCAUCAAACGUGUCCGUGUGUGCGUCUGUGGCUCUCUCAGAAGUGUUUGCGGCUGGACCCAGAAUUACCCGUUUGGACCAGUAAGCAGAGGGUUCUGGUCACCUUGACUCAGUCUCUGUCGGAUGUUUUGAACUAUGGUCUCUUCCAGCCGGCGUUCAACGGCCGAGCUGGCAAGUUUCUGGACGAGGAGCGACUUUUGAAAGAGUACCCUCUCCCAAACAUCACGCCCAUUCCAUACCUCGAGUUUCGUUACAAACGCAGAAUUUACACGCAGACUUACGUAGACGACAAGCAGCUGGCCAAGCUGCACACUAAAGCCAAUCUGAAGCGAUUCAUGGAACAUGUCCACCAGAAGAACGUGGAGAAGGUUUCCAAAUGGCUGGAAAAGGGCCUGGAUCCAAACUUCCACGACUCAGACAGCGGCGAGUGUCCGCUGACUCUGGCGGUCCAAUUGGAGGAGAGCUGCGAGCUCAUCAAAGUUCUUCGCAGCGGCGGCGCUCACCUGGACUUCCGCACCAGGGACGGAAUCACCGCUCUGCAUCGGGCCGUCAUGUGCCGCAACAGCUCGGCUCUCACCACCCUGCUGGACCUGGGUGCGUCUCCGGACUACAAAGACAGCAGGGGGCUGACUCCCCUCUAUCACUCCGCCAUGGUGGGAGGGGCCCCCUACUGCUGCGAGCUGCUACUGCAGGACCACGCCACGCUCGGCAUGACCGACGAGAACGGAUGGCAGGAAAUCCACCAGGCAUGUCGCCAUGGGAACGUGCAGCACUUGGAGCACCUGUUGUUUUAUGGGGCUGACAUGAGCUCCCAGAAUGCAUCGGGAAACACCGCGCUCCACCUCUGCGCUCUCUACAACCAGGACAGCUGUGCCAGAGUGCUGCUGUUCCGAGGAGCCAACAAGGAUAUCAAGAACUACAACAACCAGACUGCCUUUCAGGUCGCCAUCAUCGCCGGGAACUUCGAUUUGGCCGAAAUCAUCAAGAUCCACAAAAGUUCUGACGUCGCAGUUCCCUUCCGAGAAUCUCCAUCGUACACCAAGCGGCGCCGACUGGGAGCCAUCAGGUCCCCGGCCGGAAACGGCCUGUCGUCGCCGCGCUCUCUGAUUCGCUCGGUGAGCGACAACGCCCUGGAAAGCCCCGCCUCCUCCCCUGGACCGUCCCUACAAAGCCUGGAAACGCACCUCGACGCGCACACGCACUCGCUACGACGACAUACGCGCCGCCUCAGUCCGAGUGGCGGCGGAGGUCACGUGGAGAGCAGCCCCCCGUCGUCGCCCCCCGCCACCCCGCAGUUGAGGAAGAAGCGGCUGUACAGCGCCGUGCCGGGGCGCACCUUCAUCGCCACGCGCUCCCACGUGCCCCAGGGCUCCGGAGAGAUCCAGCUGCACCGCGGCGAGAGGGUGAAAGUUCUGUCCAUUGGUGAAGGUGGAUUCUGGGAAGGCAACGUGAAAGGAAGAACAGGCUGGUUUCCUGCCGACUGCGUUGAAGAAGUUCAGAUGAGGCAGUAUGACCCCAGGCUUGAGACGAGGGAGGACCGCACCAAGAGGCUCUUCAGACAUUACACGGUGGGCUCGUACGACAACUACACCUCUUACAGCGACUACGUGAUUGAGGAGAAGAUGGCCGUGCUGCAGAAGAGAGAGAGCGAAGGAUUUGGCUUUGUCCUGCGGGGAGCCAAAGCCGAGACUCCCAUCGAGGAGUUUGCCCCCACGCCGGCGUUCCCCGCCCUGCAGUACCUGGAGUCUGUGGACCAGGGUGGCGUGGCCUGGAGAGCCGGUCUACGGACUGGAGACUUCCUCAUUGAGGUGAACGGCGCAGAUGUGGUGAAGGUCGGCCAUCGCCAGGUGGUGGCGCUCAUCCGUCAGGGCGGCAGCCGCCUGCUCAUGAAGGUCGUAUCCGUUUCCCGCAAAUCCGACACCAACCUGCUCAGAAAGAAAGCCCCUCCCCCUCCCAAGCGAGCCCCCAGUACUUCGUUGACUCUUCGAUCCAAGUCCAUGACCGCUGACCUGGAGGAGAUAGCCAGGAGGAGGCGUUUUGAGAAACUGGAUGACAUGUUGGCGGGGAACGCACAGGAAGUUGUUCUGCGGUCCCGGCCCGCCGAUGACUUCCGGGCGGCCACGGUGAAGCAGCGGCCCACCAGCCGCAGAAUCACUCAGGCUGAGAUUAAUUCGUUGUUUGAGCGCCAAGGUCUGGUCCCGCCUUCCGGUCCGGAGAAGAGCACCAUGGCGCUGCCCCGAGGAAUGUCCAGAACCAAAAGUUUUGGCACCCCCGAGGACGACCGCAUCUCCGCUCUGAUCCACGAAAGUCGCUUUCCUCGCAGCUCCUCUCUGACCGACAGCUUCAUCCCGCCGCCUCCCCAGACGGCGCCGCCUCCGCCUCCAUCCCCGCUCUUCCUCCUGGACUCGGGGCCGCCCCCCUCCUUCCUGCCGCCUCCUCCCCCCGCCCGAGGGGAGGGCCUGACCCGGUCCAGCUUCAAACCGGGAGCCGAGCCCAGGCUGCAGGAGCUCUCGGACACGCCGUCCAGGAGCCACGCCGAGCGCCAGAGGAAGGCCCGCUCCAUGAUCAUCCUGCAGGAUACCGCGCCUCAGCUGCAGCCCGAGUUGCACGCCGCCGCCGCCAUGCACGUGUCCCCCUCGCACACUUCCACGCUGUCUCUCCACACCGCCGCCCUCGGACACUCGCCGUUGUCGCGCCGCAGAGGACGGCCCAUCGAAAAUCCAUACGCCAACGUGGGACAGCAGGCCGCCCCGGCCAAACCGCAAAGGAGGAAGUCACCUCUGCUCAAACAACUUCCCGUGGAGGAGCAAGGGCUCAAAGACCAGGACUCAAAGUCGGAGGCCAGCGCCCCGUGCAGCCCCAGCAGGGCGGAGCUCUACCAGCAGCAGGUUCUGUCGGAGCGCGCUCGCGUCCACGGCCGCCGCUCCUCCCUCUUCCUAUCCGUAGAGGGCGCCGUCUCCGACAACCAGGCGCCUCCUCUCCUGACCCAGAGUCACUCCAUGGACGACCUGGGCGAGCUUCCGCCACCCGCGCCCGUCCUUUCGCCCUCGCCGACCCCGCACACGUUCCUGCACCCGCUGACCGGCAAGCCUCUGGAUCCUUCGUCUCCACUCGCCCUGGCUCUGGCCGCACGGGAACGAGCGCUCACCGCCCGCACGCCGAGCCCCGAGCCGCGACCCAAACACGCCUCGGCCUCCGCCACCCCUCUCCCCACCCCGGCCGCCAGCCCGGAGGGCCGCCAUAAGCGCAGCCCGGUGCCCACCCCGCAGAGCAGCCCCGAACCCCGCUCCAAGCGCACCACCCCGCAGACCAGCCCUGAGCAGCGAAGCAAGCGGACCACCCCUCAGAGCAGCCCCGAGCUGCGCCACAAGCGCGCGGCUCCGCCUCUCUUCCCCGACGGGCAGGUGGAGCGUCCCGAGGCGGAGGGCGGAGUGACCUCGCCCGCCGGGCCGUCGCCUGAACGCUGGAGACCCGUCCCGCUGGCGAACCUGGCCAACGAGAGCCACCCGGCUUUGAUUGACAGGCGGAGAAGCCUGACCGUCGGGAGCUCGGAGGAAGAGGGCGGUGCCUAUACGGUGACCCUCCCGCCCGCGCUGUUGUCAUCCAGCGACGAGGAGACGAGAGAGGAGCUCCGCCGGAUCGGCCUGGUGACACCGCCCCCCGGUUUCGCCGCCCCACCCUCCCCCCUCGCCGUAACCCCGCGGCGGAGCGGCGAGGGCGAUGCGGGCCAGGACGACGACGAGGAGCCUCGUGACGGCUCGCUGCCUCCCUCCAUCAGCUUGGCGUCGCCGCCCGCACCGCCUUCCCCCUCCUCGCCGCCCGCCGGCCACCCCUCCUUGGCUCUCAAACCCCGCCUGCGCUCACCCAUCGGCCGUGGCCGCUCGGCCCUCAGGGACCCCCUGCUCAAGCAGUCGUCCGACAGCGAGCUGCUCCCGUCCUCGCCCGCCUCCCCGGCGGCCACCCGCCAGCCGCGCUACCUCUUCCAGCGCCGCUCCAAGCUGUGGGGGGGCGGCGAAGAGGAGGGCCGUCCCGCCGCACUGGGCGGCCAAGGGUCCGGCUCGGCCCUGGAGUUGAGCGGCAGGGCGGAGUCGGGCCUGGACCUUGCCAACAGGCUCCACCUCCUCAACAAAGAUAGCCACUCCCUGGGGGAGGAGCCAAGCCCUCUCGACCCCGGUCGCAGGUCCCCAGUGGGCGGGGCCAGAUGUGUGGAGAGUGGAGAGAGCAAAUCGUUGUUCUCCAGUCUGGGCGAGCUGCACACCAUUUCCCAGCGCGGGUACGGCACCACCUACACGGUCCGCCCGGGAAGUCGCUACCCCGUCACCCGCCGCAGCCCCUCCCCGUCGCCCUCCCCCUCCGACAGGCCGGCGGGCCCGGGCUCCUCCCCCUCGCCCUGCUCGGAGCGCCCGGACCUGAGCUCGGGCCGCGGUCUGACCAUCCUCAAGUCGUCCAGCCUCAGCCUGCCGUCGGAACCCAAGGAGGUCCGCUUCGUCAUGCGCAGCGCCAGCGCCCGAACCCGCUCCCGCUCGCCUUCGCCCUCGCCGCACGCCUCCCCGUGCCCGUCGCCCGUCCUCAGCGGCCCCCUGCUGGCGCUCAGGCCCUGGAGGCAGCGCCCGCUCAGCUUGUGGAACAAGUACGACGUGGGCGACUGGUUGGAGAGCGUGGGGCUGGCCGAGCAUCGCCAGCGCUUCCAGGAGCACGAGAUCGAAGGCUCGCACCUUCCCGCCCUCACCAAGGACGACUACGUGGAGCUGGGCGUCACCCGGCUGGGCCACCGCAUCAACAUCGAGCGGGCCCUCAGGCAACUGCUGGACGCCGCCACUUGACCGCCGUCGCCGCCAUAGGUCUCCUCUCUAUUGCUUUUCUCCACUCAGCUCUUUGAUCGCCGCGGGGCUUUCAAAUCCUUUCCACCGCGACCCGUCAAGACGUGACCGCUUGUCUUGAUUGACGGUCGCCAUUGACUGAAAAUGCCUAACGGUCGACUCCAUUCGUAACGUCAUCCAUCUCCUCUGUCCGUCAUGUCCGUCCCAUCGUGUCCGUCGACCGGUUCUCAUCGACUGGACAAGAAAACGUAAGUCAACUCGUCCACCUAGUUGAUAUUUGCAAGCCCCGAUGCUAAGGUGUUAGCUUUGCCGAGACUGUGUUGGCGAUCAGAGAGCUGAUGUGAUCUUUUUUUUUUUCCUUCCAAUUAUUAGUAUAUGUACUGAACAAUAUGAGUCUUGAUUUUAAAUAUUUCUGAAUAUAAUGGCCUGGAUGCACGCAGCGCAUUUUGGCCUCGGGUGUCAGGUGGCACGUUAAAGUCCCUGUCAAGUGAAAAUAUCUGACGCACCACAGAAAAAGAAUGGUGUCCACCAUCCCGCUAGAUUAGAACGCUUCGUAAAGUGAGCAUUCAAAAUGGCGACAAAUCAAGCCCUCGUCGCCUGUCUUAAAUGCGCGAUCUUUAUCCCGCGGGCCUUUUUCUCUCUGCAACGACGGGGCACUCGAAAGCACGUCGGCUUUGUCUCCAUGAUGUGCGCACACUCGUGGCGAACAGCGAAGGACUCUCAAGCUGUUAGGUUGGAUUCACUUGAGAGGGUUUUUAAUCAGAUGCCAGCCGACCUUGAAACCGGAAGCGCCUUGCAGUCGGUGCGUGAGGUUAAUUUCCCUCAUUUAAAGUUUAUAAGCAACGAUAUGCUCGUGUUGACUUUAUCCUCGUUUCACUUUGGGUUUUACAGUGAGUUGAAUGCCCUCAGAGUUAUUGAUUGUCCAACAGUGCGUGUGCGCGUGUGUGUGUGUGGUACGUGUUGACUGGACAUGGUGCUACAUUGUUGGAAGCCAUUUGUACAGAAAGUAACUUCAUCAUCCUUGAAUCAAUUGAAGCAAAUCCAUCAACCCAAACCCAAAAGACGAAAAAC
Hippocampus zosterae (dwarf seahorse) is the source of this 6671-nucleotide messenger RNA. RefSeq names its product SH3 and multiple ankyrin repeat domains 3b (gene shank3b). The transcript is spliced from 29 exons. Lineage: Eukaryota; Metazoa; Chordata; Actinopteri; Syngnathiformes; Syngnathidae. Gene Ontology annotation, molecular function: synaptic receptor adaptor activity; ionotropic glutamate receptor binding. The coding region runs from base 534 to 5603 and encodes 1689 amino acids. Gene Ontology annotation, cellular component: postsynaptic membrane; postsynaptic density; dendritic spine. The record is from RefSeq and is a predicted model, not a curated record.